Sitophilus oryzae (rice weevil) is the source of this 1478-nucleotide messenger RNA. RefSeq names its product doublesex- and mab-3-related transcription factor A2-like. The transcript is spliced from 4 exons. Gene Ontology annotation, molecular function: RNA polymerase II cis-regulatory region sequence-specific DNA binding; protein binding; DNA-binding transcription factor activity, RNA polymerase II-specific. The coding region runs from base 69 to 1268 and encodes 399 amino acids. Gene Ontology annotation, biological process: regulation of transcription by RNA polymerase II; sex differentiation. NCBI's taxonomy places the organism in Eukaryota, Metazoa, Arthropoda, Insecta, Coleoptera, Curculionidae. Gene Ontology annotation, cellular component: nucleus. The record is from RefSeq and is a predicted model, not a curated record.
GCCGUUGUUUGUAGCGUGCGGAUGCGAUCGAUGUUUUGUGGCGAUUUUGUUGAGGUUUCGCGUUGAGCAUGAGCCUACCGGGUAGCGGCGUGAACAUGUCGGCGAUAAUGUCGCAGCACCCGGUGCUGGGCGCUAUACCGCCGUCGUUUUUUCUCAGGGCUUCGGAGCGGUACCAGAGAACGCCCAAGUGCGCGAGGUGCAGGAAUCAUGGAGUGGUGUCAGCACUUAAAGGCCACAAGAGGUACUGCCGUUGGAGGGAUUGCAACUGCGCCAAAUGCACCCUUAUUGCCGAACGGCAAAGAGUUAUGGCCGCCCAGGUAGCUCUCAGACGUCAGCAAGCACAGGAAGAGAACGAAGCCAGAGAAUUGGGUAUAAUUUUCCCCACGCCAGCCCCGGCAUUGACCGAGGGUCCUUUGCCCCCUCUAACCCCUCCAGAACCUAACGCUCCCUUGGAAUUGGGCGCAGGUCAAACGACGUUCUUGCAUCAGAGAAAAACACCACCGGGCGCUGCAGAACCAGCCAGUCCAGCAACCAAACGUUCCCGCACCACCCCCGACGACUCCGACUCCGACCAAGACCAAGACCACCGCCGGCCUACCUCACGCAGUCCGGCACCCCCUCCACCUCCGUCUAUGCUCUCUGCUCAUCAACAGCCGCCCCAAAUAACCAUGUGCCCCUCGCCACCCGAAGAACUCACGGCCAGCCCGGAUGCCGACCUGGACGUGGAGGAGGAUGACGAGGACGUCCAGCACGAGACGCCCGAGAACCUGUCGCUGAAGCGGGAGAAGAUGCAGAGUCCGGAACCGGUCAGUGGGGGGCAGGAGGGGAGUUUCGGCGGGUUCCAUCAUAAUCCUUUUAUUGGGCAGUUCCCGACGCCGCAGCAGUUGCAGCAGAUUCAGCCUCCGUCGCAGAGGUCGCCGGUGAAUAUACUGAUGAGGGUGUUUCCUGGGAGGAGGAGGUCGGACGUAGAGGCUAUUUUGCAAAGAUGUCGAGGCGAUAUCCUCCAAGCCAUGGAACUAAUGAUCGGCGGAGUAUCCGACGAACCCUCCAUACCAUCCGCUUUCUCCCCAUUGGGCGUACCGUACCACCUACAAAGGUACAGCCCUCCCAGGAGGUUCCUGGCCGCACCCUACGCUGGUACCGGAUACCUGUCAUCCGUUAUCCGACCUCCAGCGGAUUACAUCUCUCUGGUGGGGUCGCUGCAUGACACCACAGCCUCAUCACCUGCUUCCAAUACGAGUUCGGAUAAGACGUCGUACUCUGAGUAGCUUUACAGGUAAAGGUAAUGUGCUUUACCUUGAAUAGGAUAGACUUUGUUGAUGUUGGUCGGACUUGGGUUGGAGAUGUGCUUGUUGAGUGUCAGAAUGGUUACUUUGAUCUUAUUGUUUUUCUCUGAGAUUAAUUUGGAUUAAUUUUUUUUUUCGAAAAAUUGUUAUUCAUGACUCAAACGCACAUGCAAAAUAUAGGAUAAUAUUAAA